This is a messenger RNA of Nymphaea colorata (pocket water lily), 3949 nucleotides long. RefSeq names its product subtilisin-like protease SBT6.1. The record is from RefSeq and is a predicted model, not a curated record. Gene Ontology annotation, biological process: proteolysis. Gene Ontology annotation, molecular function: serine-type endopeptidase activity. The transcript is spliced from 10 exons. The coding region runs from base 171 to 3329 and encodes 1052 amino acids. Lineage: Eukaryota; Viridiplantae; Streptophyta; Magnoliopsida; Nymphaeales; Nymphaeaceae. Gene Ontology annotation, cellular component: Golgi apparatus.
UCCUCCCUAUUCCCCAUCCACCUGCCUCCGGCUUGCCGCUAAAUUACCGCCAAUUGCGGCAAUGGAGGGAAGGGGAUCGGACCGUCGUUUAAGCGGCACCGGCGAUACUCAGGCCUUGAGAUAAGACCGCACCUGACCGUACGGCACAGACAGCGGGGUCAUUCGAGGUGAUGACGUCCUGGAAGGUUCUACCUGUCUUCAUCGCUCUCCUGUCCGUUAUCAUUUUCAAUCUUGAUUCCUCCUCAGACCCAAAAGGAGGCUUCCAAUCCAAGGACGGUGCCGUCCAUACUCCGGUGCCGGAUGACGAGCCGUCCGUUGAUUCCUGGCGCCGGUACAUCGUUCGGUUCCGCGGGUACAAGAAGGCGGACGAGCACAAGUUUUACCUGCAGCAGAACCUCAGAUCGGAUGGAUGGAGGUGGAUUGAGAGGAAGAACCCCGCUUCGGCCUUCCCCACGGAUUUUGCGCUCGUCUCCAUCGAUGAUCAAUUGGUACCGGGUCUUGUUGAUGACUUUGGAAAAUUGGGGUUCGUCAAGGAUGUUUUCGCCGAAUCAAGGUAUUCCCGUGGCUUACUUGAAAAAGAGAGUGUUGAUGCGAAGGAGAUGAAGAAGCCCGGAAAGAUCUUCACUUCGAUGUCUUUUGAUGACGGCGGUUAUAGCAAUUCGACGUUCACUUGGAAUCGGAAGCUUAUGAUUCAGAGGUCUCAGAUCACCUCGCUGUUUGGAGCUGAGAAACUUUGGAGUCAAGGCUAUACGGGUGCAAAGGUUAAGAUGGCAAUAUUUGAUACUGGUAUUCGAGCCAAUCAUCCGCAUUUCCGCAAUAUAAAGGAACGUACAAAUUGGACAAAUGAGGAUACCUUAAAUGACAACCUUGGUCAUGGGACUUUUGUGGCAGGAGUUAUUGCUGGUGAAGACUCUGAAUGUUUAGGAUUUGCUCCAGAUGCAGAAAUUUAUGCUUUUCGUGUAUUCACUGAUGCCCAGGUGUCGUAUACAUCAUGGUUUCUGGAUGCAUUCAAUUAUGCCAUUGCAACAAAUAUGGAUGUUUUGAAUUUGAGCAUUGGUGGACCUGAUUACUUGGAUCUUCCAUUUGUUGAAAAGGUUUGGGAGCUGACUGCAAAUAACAUUAUCAUGGUCUCAGCAAUUGGAAAUGAUGGCCCUCUUUAUGGCACCUUGAACAACCCAGCUGAUCAAAGUGAUGUUAUUGGUGUUGGGGGAAUCGAUUAUGAUGAUCAUAUAGCUUCAUUUUCUUCACGUGGCAUGAGUACCUGGGAGAUUCCACAUGGUUACGGGCGUGUGAAACCAGAUGUUGUCGCAUAUGGGCGAGAAAUUAUGGGCUCUAAGAUCAGCACAGGUUGCAAGAGCCUUUCUGGCACCAGUGUUGCAAGCCCAGUGGUUGCUGGUGUAGUUUGUCUACUUGUAAGUGUCCUUCCAGAGAGUACUCGGCGUGACAUUUUAAAUCCUGCUAGCAUGAAACAAGCGCUGGUUGAGGGGGCAGCUAAGCUUUCAGGUCCUAACAUGUUCGAACAAGGUGCUGGUAGACUUGACCUCCUGGAAUCCUAUGAAAUUCUGCAAAAUUAUUAUCCACGGGCAAGUAUCUUCCCCAGCAUUGUUGACUAUACAGACUGCCCAUAUUCUUGGCCUUUCUGUCGUCAGCCUCUUUAUGCUGGAGCAAUGCCAGUAAUCUUCAAUGCCACUAUUCUUAAUGGGAUGGGCGUGAUUGGAUAUGUUGAGAAUCCACCUGUUUGGCAGCCGUCUGAUGAAGUUGGCAACCUGUUAAGCAUCCAUUUCAGUUACUCUGACGUUAUAUGGCCGUGGACUGGAUUUUUAGGACUCCAUAUGCAGAUCAAGGAAGAAGGAUCUCAGUUUUCAGGGCUUAUUGAAGGCAAUGUGACUGUCAACAUCUAUAGCCCACCAGCCAGAGGAGAAAAAGUCCCCAGGAGAAGUACAUGCGUUCUUCAGCUAAAACUGAAGGUGAUCCCAACUCCUCCAAGGUCAAGACGUAUCCUUUGGGACCAAUACCAUAAUAUCAAGUACCCUCCUGGCUACAUCCCAAGAGAUUCCUUGGAUGUACGGAAUGACAUACUUGAUUGGCAUGGCGAUCACUUGCAUACUAAUUUCCAUAUCAUGUUUAACAUGUUGAGGGAUGCUGGUUACUAUGUUGAAACUCUUGGUUCACCGCUAACCUGUUUUGAUGCCAGUCAAUAUGGGACGCUGCUUAUGGUUGACCUUGAGGAUGAGUAUUACAGGGAAGAGAUUGCUAAACUGAGGACUGAUGUUAUUGAUCAUGGUCUAGGUCUUGUGGUGUUUGCGGAGUGGUAUAAUGUGGAAACAAUGGUCAAAAUGAGAUUUUUUGAUGACAACACAAGGAGUUGGUGGACACCUGUAACUGGAGGUGCAAACGUUCCAGCAUUAAACGAGCUUUUGAAGCCUUUUGGGAUUGCUUUUGGUGACAAGAUCCUGAAUGGGGAUUUCUCUAUCAAUGGUGAGCAGAGCCACUAUGCAUCGGGAGCAGAUAUAGUGCAAUUUCCACGAGGUGGUUAUCUACAUAAAUUCCGGCUUCAUGAUAGCUCAGAGAGUGGUGCCACACAGAACAUACUGCAGACUUCGGGUAUGACAAAGGUUGAAUCAGCUAUUCUUGGACUUGUUGAGAUGGGUGGUGGCCGGAUAGCUGUCUAUGGUGACUCCAACUGCCUGGACAGUAGCCAUAUGGUGACCAACUGCUAUUGGCUUCUUCAAAAGAUGCUGGAUUACACCAGCAAGAAAGUUAAAGAUCCAGUUCUUUUCACGGACACUGUGAGACAAGCAUAUGCAUUACACAAGGACGAAAACCAAUUGCCAUCACGCCGCACCGACCUGAACUUUUCAAGGUAUUCUGCAGUUACAGACAAGGAGCUGAUCUGCAGGAAAGAUGCCAGGUUUGAGGUGUGGGGAACAAAAGGCUAUGGAUUUAUAGUUGCUGGAAAUAACAGAAAGUUACCUGGGUAUCCAAGUGCUGAUGGAAGAGGUUUGGGGGUUCCAAACAUGACCGCAAGCGACAUUGAUCUGGAACUAGGAAAUACUUGGCAAGAGAAUAAUGGGAAGGGCAGUGUUGAGAAGAAAGGCCUAGGAGGGACACUGUCCACCUAUAUUUCGAGUGUAAAUUACAACAAAAAAAUGGAUUUCUGGAGUUUACUCAACAGAGAUGAGGUUGAUAUGCUGAAUAUAGGUGCUGCUCAAUGGCUUGUACCGACGUUUGUUGCGCUUACUGGUCUUCUUUUAUGCCUGAGCUUGUGGCAAAUGCGACAGCGGCGACCCAAGAGACGAAAAGGGUCCGGUCGCCUCAUGAACUUGUAAUCUUGCUAGGGAUUGUAAAAUUCUUGUUAGCCAACAGAGCCGCCAUGCAGUGGUCUGAUGUUCUUCUGCACAGAAGAUGUACCUUGUAGCGAGACGUCUUCAGGCAUGGCAGCGGUGGAGGAUCAUCCUCGUGACCUGCAGCACAGAAGGCUAGAUCCGGUCCAGCGUUUUCAUUUUUCAAUGUAAGAUAAUCGGGUUAUCAUUUUGGGCACCACGUAAGCGAUUUUUAGCGUGGUGAAUAUCUGUAUAGUGUUCCACGAACUGCAGAGCUCCGAGAUGGUAACUUUGGACGGUUGUCCUCCAUGAUCAACAAAAGCUGACCUGAGGUAAUUCUUUUAGUUGCUGAAUUGAAGGAAUUGGUGCCAUCCAGUGGAGUUUUUGAGGCUGCUCCAUGGUGCUCAACUCCAUGGAUUUCAACAUCAGAAACUAGUUUUUUUUGCACUCUAUGGACUUCAAAAGGUUCGGAGAGCCUCAGCGACUGACAGACUCGAAAAGUUCCUGCAAUAUGUUGCUUUCUUGUCUGAAAUUUCUCUAACCGACUCUUUAUUUGUUAUGACAAAUGUUCAUUAAACUAGAGGAGAUUUAACGGAGGAUGCCGCAUCAUAGUCAUGUUUGUUUGA